Nerophis lumbriciformis (worm pipefish) is the source of this 2693-nucleotide messenger RNA. Lineage: Eukaryota; Metazoa; Chordata; Actinopteri; Syngnathiformes; Syngnathidae. The record is from RefSeq and is a predicted model, not a curated record.
GAAGACGUUAUUGCAGUCGUCACAGUUCAGUGUUCUUAAUCUGUGCGUCCAUGUACACAUAUAUGUCCUUUAUUGCACUCUAUUAAAUAGAGUCAUAAUAACUGUUUGCAUCCGGUUAUAUUAGUCUGAGCGCACUUUGAUGCUUCUCCAGCUAGCUUAGCCUGCUAGUUAGCUUAGCUUGUUAGCUGCUAACAAAGAGAGGCGGAAGUGAUGAAAACACAUCGCUAAGCAGAGAUCAAGUGUGAGUGUAAAGUGUUGUGAUUGUGUGAAAAUGUGCGAAAGAACCAUAGCAGAGUACGAGGAGGAACUUUGUCCAACAAAAGAGGAGAAGGAGCGACAACAUGAAAAACAUCAAGUUGUGUUACACACAACAGACAUCCAUCAGCUGAUUGGACACCAAGAAGAAUGUCUCCCUCAUCUGCAGGGGGACAGUUUCACUUUAGAGGAUCCACAGCCCCCCUAUUUUAAAGAGGAAGAGGAGGGAGAGUUUCCUGUAGGGCAGGAGGCUGAUGUCAGCAAGUUUCCACUGACUGUUGUCUCUGUGAAGACUGAAGAGCAUGAAGACAAAGCACCUGAGUCCUCACAGCUUCAUCACAGUCCAAACGUCUGUGAAGAACAUCUUCUCUCUGAGCAACACAAGUGGAGCUUCAGGAUGGACAAGGAGGAGCCACAGCCCUUCCACAUUAAGGAGGAAGAAGAGGCGCCACAUACAUUACAAAUGCAAAGGGAAGAAAAUAACCCACUGACCUCCCAUUUUAAAGAGGAAGAGGAGGAACACAGCAUCAGUCAAGAAUGGUUGGAGGAGUUCCAUGUGAUUGUGAAGAGUGAAGAUGAUGAGGUCAAAGGUGAGAGAGAGGCGGAGCCUCCAAGCAGCAGCUCAACUCAACACAUGACAACAGAAGCUGAUGGAGACCACUGUGGAGGAUCACAAGCAGACAAGCUCUUAGCUCCACUAUCAGAUAGUGAGGACACAACGUCACACUCUCCUGACACUGAUGAUGAACACUCUAAAGAUGAUGCAACAUGUCACACUGACAACACACACUUCACAUGUUCUCACUGUGACAAAACUUUUAAAUCUCCUAGUACUUUGAAAAGACACAUGAGAACACACACUGGAGAAAAACCUUUUUCAUGUUCAAUCUGCGGUAAUUCUUUUAUUCAAAAGCACGAUUUGAAAAUACACAUGAGAAUACACACGGGAGAAAAACCUUUUUCCUGUUCAGAAUGUGGUAAAAGUUUUGUAAGAAAUCAAAGUUUAAAAGCACACAUGAGAACACACACUGGAGAAAAACCUUUUUUAUGUUCAAUCUGCGGUAAAGACUUUACUCACAGUCAACAUUUGAGAAUACACACUGGAGAAAAACAUUUUUCCUGCUCAGAAUGUGGUAAAAGUUUUGGAAGAAAUCAAAGUUUAAAAGAACACAUGAGAACACACACUGGAGAAAAACCUUUUUUAUGUUCAAUCUGCGGUAAAGAUUUUACUCAUAGUCAACAUUUGAAAAGACACAUGAGAACACACACUGGAGAAAAACCUUUUUCAUGUUCAAUCUGCGGUAAAGAUUUUACUCAAAAGCACCAUUUCAAAGCACACAUGAUAAUACACACUGGAGAACAACAUUUUUCAUGUUCAACCUGCGGUAAAGAUUUUACUCGAAGGGACUAUUUAAAAAUACACAUGAGAAUACACACUGGAGAACAACCUUUUUCAUGUUCAAUCUGCAGUAAAGAUUUUACUCUAAGGCACUAUUUGAAAAAUCACAUGAGAACACACUCUGGACAAAAACCUUAUACAUGUUCAGUAUGUCGUAAAAGUUUUACACAAAGUCAGCAUUUGAAAAGACACAUGAGAACACACACAGAUGAGAAAGUGUUGAGUUGCAGUGUGUGUGGUGAAAGAUUCUCUUCUAAGUACCAGUGUAAGAAACACAAGUGUGCUGGUGAGAACAGCAGCAGCAAAUGAAGAUGCAGGAUUUGAAAUUAACUGUCAAAACUUUCACUUUGACUUUCUAACAACAUCAGCACAUAGAUUCUAACAUUUAUAGAUUAGAUAUUUUAGAUUAUUGCUUUUUUUCAGUCGAGUACAUGUUUUAAUAUACAACAUUGUGUACUUUUAUUGAAUAAUGAACACAACACUUUGACUGUAAAGGUGAGAAUAAACAGGACAAAACAUGUUACAAUUACAUUUUAUGUGUAUAGAGAUAUUUAGAAAUCAUUUUCAAUUAUUAAUGAUGUUAUAGAUGAACUCCUUUAUAUGAUGUACAUAUUUGUUUUACAUGUGUUCAUACCUUUGCUUUUGAGUACACAUAAAUCCCUCUUAGUUCAUAUUUACUGGUUCACAUCUGAAACAUCUUCUGGACCACUUCUGGAAGCAUAUUAUUAUUGACUUUAUACAUCAUUAGAACAGUUGUCUUUUAUACAAUUUUAAAAUGUGUGACUUUAUGAAUUAUUUGUUGGGUCUCUAUAAUCCAUUCUACUAAUUAUCUUUUUUACUCUCUUUUGUAAUAUGAAUAUUGUUGUAUAUGUAUGUCCCUUUAUGCAAUAUGUAGAUUAGAGAAAAUGGCAACAUUAUAUGUGGAAGGUUAUGAAGGAUAGUUUUGUUUUUAAUCUACAUUUGUUAUUAAAAAACUACACAUGACAAUUGUUUUUUAAAGUUGUUUUUUCCCCCUUUUUUAGAAUCCUUCAAACAUGAU